This is a messenger RNA of Chelonus insularis, 7536 nucleotides long. RefSeq lists its product as uncharacterized. The transcript is spliced from 9 exons. The record is from RefSeq and is a predicted model, not a curated record. Gene Ontology annotation, cellular component: plasma membrane. Bases 388 to 7503 code for a protein of 2371 amino acids. NCBI's taxonomy places the organism in Eukaryota, Metazoa, Arthropoda, Insecta, Hymenoptera, Braconidae. Gene Ontology annotation, biological process: proteolysis. Gene Ontology annotation, molecular function: serine-type endopeptidase activity; protein binding.
CUGAGCUUUGCGCAUGAUCAAAGCCAACACUAACUUGUUUAUCUUUCUUUCUCCACCAUUGCAUCCAAAAGUUUUUUUUUAUUUAAACGUCUUUCCCGCGUCUCUUAGUCCUGCCUCCCAAGAGUUAGUAUUUUUUUCACAGACCGCCAACACGAUCAGUCAUAUCAGUACCCGCGGAGACAUCAACAGAGAGUGUGUGUUAUACGAGUUAUCAAAAGUUUUCAUUUUUAUUCAUUAUACCGGUAAUUAUUAAAUACAUUUUAUCCAAAUAUCUAUGGAAUAUACAACGUGCAUAUUGGUGGUGACCAGUGCAAUGAGGAUCUAGUCUCAAUAAAGAUAAUAGUGAUACCCAGUUUUUGGAACUUAUGACCAAAAUAGUAUAAUACAAUGUCGGACUCUGGUGGUACAGAUAAUCCAGCAUUUAAUAACUCUGAUGAAUACAAUGCAACGAGUACGAACUUAGAAAAUAGUCAAACAGAGAAUCUCCAGCAGGAGCAAAAAGAUAAGUCAUUGCCUAUAAGCAAUGGUCAUUCUUUCGUGUCAAAACACUAUGUUGAGCCGAGUCAAAAUACUCCAGAAGCUCAAUACAAGACUGAAACCAGGAUUGAAGUUCCUACUGAAGAUAACAAAACUUCAAAUACUAUUAAAACCAAUGGGAUAAAUGGGAAUGGUAAUAAUAAUGAUUUAAGCUUUCUCAAUUCAAGCAUCACUAGUGGCCAAAUAAACGAUGGUAAGAAGGAGCAAAUUGAGGCCGUGAAUUUGGAACUGGUAUCAAUGAGACCUUAUACUGGGAAUAAUUUGCAGACCAAGGGACAAGAAGCAUGUGAGAUACCAAGUGAUCCUUAUGAAGAAUACUUUGUUCCUGUUAAUGAACACCGAAAAUAUAUCAGCAGCAAUCCAAGUGCAGAGGUUGAAACCACCGUGGCUGGUGUCCGUUUUGAUUUGGGACCGGGUGUUGGCCGCGAAGGACUAAGCCUGAGAGACCCGGCCGCUGGACUUGUCGACUAUUCCCACUGGCUCAAGGCCUUAAGAGGUGAAAAACUCUAUGUCACAAAGGAUAAAAGAUCGAAAAGUUCGUAUUGGCGAAGAAUAGCAUGCUGGGGUUUUGGAUUAAGUGUAUUAGCAGUUGCUCUUAUAAUUGCUAUUUUAGCAGGCACUGGUGUAAUUUUAACUCAAGAAGCUACGCAACCGCUGGAUAAUGAGCAUCAACGGUCACUUGACGAUGUUAAUGCUGCCGGAAGUCAAGAGUUUAUUAAAAACCCACCGUCUAGUCCACCGCCGGAAACGUCUACUUUCCCACCAUGGCGAACAACUGAUGAGACCAUGUUGAAAACAGUACCUAACGCACUAGAAGGAAGUAUUUGGUUGGAUAACCUUAUGUGGAAUGAUGAUCUGAUGGAUGUUAAAACACGAGUUUAUCGAGAUGUUGCCAGCGAAAUAGAAGAUAAUCUAAGCAAUAUGAUUGACACAGAAGGAACAAGGACUAUGAUUAAAAUUUAUAAUAUUACCAAACAUGGCCAGGUAAUGUUUAGAAUUGGUAAUCCACCAGUAAUUCAACCCGAUCUUCUUCAGGGUAAAAUAGAAAAAAUGCUUCGUCAAAAUGGUAACAUGAUUGGAAAGUACCAUCUUAGCAGAAUGCAUGUCAAACAUUUGAUAGAUGAAUGCCAGUAUGAAAAUUUGAAUUGUUCAGAACUUUGUCAGUUUGACUACGCCAAAGGCAUAUUUGCAUGUGGUUGUUUGCCGGGAAAAAUGCUUGAUGCCCUGGGAGUAAAUUGUAUAGAUGAAAGUGAUUUAAGUAAUAUUGAUAUGGUUGCUGAAGAACCUAAAUCAACGAGUCAAGAAAUGAUUCAAGGUCGUGGUAGAGCUCCGGAACAAUCAUUUGAGCCAGAGGGAGAUCAUGAUCACUGGAUGCAUCAUCACUAUCAUUAUGAUAAUGAACAGUCAUUUACAGAUUCAAGUAUAGAUAAAAAAGAUGAAACUAGUUUAAAAACAAUGUUAACAAUGAAUGACGAACCUAAAUAUGAAUUAAAUCCAUCAUCCGAGCCUAAUGAUGAACCAAAAUCUCAGCAAGAAGAAAUAUCAAAAACUGUUGUUAGGCCCACUGUGGAAACAAAAACGACUCCAGAUUUUAAUUUUGAAUCAAAGUUUGCAACAGAAUCAACGUUCAAGCCACAUUUUGAAGAAUCAACACCUGAAAUAAAAAUAAGUUCUAAUGUUGACCCACUUCCUGAAGAAGAAUCAACAAUGAUACCUAGCGUUGAACCUGAAACUAAUAUGGAAAUGGAUGUCAAACAUGAAACCGAGGCAGAAAUGACAUUGAAAUCAACUACUGAGUCAAAAUUAAUAUCAGAACCAGCAACAGAACAUAUGGAAUCUCAUUCAGAGUUAGAAACAACCGUAAGUUCUAUGACUGAAAUGGAAUUAGGAUUAGAAGCAACAUCAGAAAUGAACUUGGAAGAAAAAUCGCAUCCAGAACCAACAAUGGAAUCACAUCCUAAGCAAGAGUCAAAUUCAGAGGAGUCAAUGAACAGAAAUCCUCAGAUGAAGUUUGAUCAAGAAUCAAUGACAGUUUCUCCAGUUGAUGAAACAUCCACACCAAUGUUGUUAUCAGAGAUAACUAUGAAACCAGAAUCAACUACAAAAUUAAUGACUGAAUCAACCUCUCAAUUAAAUUCAGAAACGACUCCUGUUGAACCUAAACUUGAAGAAGAGCCAACAUUAACAUCUGUUAUUGAACCUGAAUUUGAACCAGAGCCAUCAUUAAAACCUGUGAUUAUGAUAGACUCAGAAGAAAAAUCUCACAUGCCUUCAAGUUUCGAGCCAAUUGAGCCUGAAGAAAUGUUAGAAGAGCCAAAAUCUAUGACUGAAUCAAACAUGAGCUCUCAAGAAAUAGAAUAUCAUCCAGAAUUAAAUUCUGAAAUGGAUUCUUCAAUUCCUUUCACAACAAAAACAACAAUGAUGUCUAGUGCUAUAACUGAGAAUCCUCCAAAAACGACUUCAAUGAUGUCUAGCGCUGUCACUGAAAAUACUCCAAAAACAACUUCAAUCAUGUCUAGUGAUGUAACUGAGAAUAUUUCAAAAACAACUUUGAUGUCUGAUAUAGCUGAUGUAACAAAAUUCGUUCCAGAUGAGGUAAAGACGACGUCAGAAUCGAUAGUGGAAUUCAAUCCGGAAUCUAGAAUUGAACAAGAAUCCACGAUGAAAUCUGAUAUUGUGACUCAAUUCAGUACAACUGAAAUGGAUGAAAAAGUGAAAUCAACAUUUGAUUCAGUUACUCAAAGUGAAUUGACGAUGAAUAUGGAUGGCAGUACUACUUCUGAACCUACAGAAAAACACAUGGAACCUGAAUUUAAUUUUAUGACAGAAGUAAAGUCGGAGACAUCAACUAUUGAAUCUUCUACUGUAUCAGAUGUAGAACCUGAGACUACUGAAAAAUUAAAAUUAUCGACGGAAAUGGCGUUUGAAGUUACAAAAGAUGUAAAGUCAAACCCUGAAGUUACUCAAUCAUUCUUUGUAUCACCUACUAUGGAAAUAAUGAAUGCAACUGAAGCUAGUUCAGAGUUCCCACUUCCUGUAAUACCAUUAGGAAUAAAACCAGAAUUAGAGAAACACAUGGACGACUUAACAAAUAUGACUGAAACUUCUACCACUAUGAUACCAGAAACCGUUGAUAUAACCACAAGUUUCGAUUACAUGAGUGAUUUUGUUGAUGAUGAUAACUCUGACAAUCAAACAAAAAUUGAUGACUCUAACUUGCUUCAUCCAGUAGAUUUUAUGAACACCACACAUAUGUUAGAAACAACAGAAGAAAUUAUUCAAGAUAAGGAACAUUCAAUUAAGCCAGAAAUUAAUUCUACACAUUCUUGGAUGAAUAACGAUACCAACAUUCCUCCGGAAUUAAUUCCAGAGAAAAUAGAUCCUUAUGUUUUAAUUAGAAAUGCAUUUAAAACAUCAACUGAAAGCGUAGAAAGUACUACUGUUUCGGUAAUGCAUGAACUAGAAUCUUCGUCUGAAAAUACCAAUGAAAAAUUACCAGACAUUCCAACAGCAUUUGAGGAGAAACAUUUUGAGAGUAUGUCGCCAUUUUUACCAGAAAUAAUUCGCGAGAAAGAAACAAAGAAAGCCCCAAGGCUAGAUAAAGACGAACAGGAUUUCCCAAAUCCGUUUGAACCACAUGUAGAGGAUGUAAUCAUCCAUCAUCAAAUUACAAUGACACCACCUGCUGACGUGAACGGAACUGAGUUCACAGAUGUAGCAAAUAAGUCUCACCUGUCCCACGAUGCUUACCAGACUGAAACAAGUCACCAAGAAAACAUGGAUAUGACAGAAACAACGACUACUACAAAUUCUCCACUUUUGAUGACUCAAACGGACUUUGCAACUACUAUACUUCCAGAAAUUGAUGAAGAAAAAAUAGAAAAUUCAUCAACUGAUAAUAUUAUCAACCAUACUACAGAUAAAAAUAUUAAUGACACGAAUAUUGAAAUAAAUGAUGAUAUGACUAUGAAUAUGAAUAAUAGUAAAAAUAAUGAAAGUAUGGAAGAAAUGAAAAAUAUUACCAAUAUAGAAUCAACUACUUAUAUGGAUGAAGAAAUAUUAGAAACAACCACAGCUCGAAUGAUGAUGUCUACAGAAGCAGAACCUUCAUCUGUGACUCUCAUUAACGAUGAUGAUUCUCCAUUCCCAAAUAAAGAUGAAGAUAAUGCAUUAGAAGAUCAAUAUAAUGACAUAAUUGAGGAAAGAAUAUCAAAAAAAAUUGAUGACACUUCUAAUUUACGGAAGAAAAAUUUUCUAAUUAAUAAAUUAAAUGGUAAAUCAACGACUUUUAAAACUUUUAAAACUACUCCACCAAUGGAAAUGAGCGAAUCAACUACUUUAAUGGAAGACAAUAUGAGUACUGAAAAAUUGACAACCAUUGAAAUGACAACUGAAAAACCUAAAGACGACAGUAAACUUACGACUGAAAUACCAAUAAUGCCAGUAGAAAUACAACAAGAUAUUUCAACAACUGAAGUAGUUGAGAAAACUGAAUCAAGUAUGAUCAAUCAUUCUGUCAGCAUGGUGGUAGAUUCACCAAAAACAAUUUUUUACAUGUCGAUGUUAGAAGCAAAAACUACCGCUCAAAUACCAAUCCUUCCUGAAGAAUUAUUAACUACAGAAAUGAGCACGACUGAGAAGAUGUCUAAUGAAAGUGAAUUUGUAACAACUCAAGCUAUAGAAACUUCAACUGCUUCUUUUGAGAGUAUAAAACCUGUUUCAGAAGUAAUUAUUGAUGAUGCAGAGCCGGAAAUUUUUGACCACACUCAUUUCUUCAGGACAACUGAUUCAGUGCCACUUGAAAAAGAUGAAUUUGAAGAUAUUCCUGAAGAGAAACUCAAAAUUAUACCGUUAGAUGUUGAUGAGACUACUGAUGUUACUAAUUCCACUGAUCAUUUAACUAUGAAUGUUACAGAAACACCUAGUACAAUGCAAACAAUAUUUAUCUUAAAUGAUAUGCCAACGAAGCCUAAAGAAAACAUUUUUAUUCCAAAAUUAAAAAUAACUGAAAUAACUUCAGCAUCUCAUCAACCACCAGUAGCCCACAAUAAUAAUCAGACAACUAAUGCUACUGGUUCAGUAAAAAUUCAUUCAGCUACAAAAAUUAUUCCUGUCUAUGAAAAUAUUGAAGAUGAUGUCGAAAAUCCGAUGAUCAAACCGCUACAUCCUAUCAAUAGUAUUCUUCAGGUACCCAAUUUGACAAUAAAUCAAAACACAGCGGAGAAAAAUAUGACAGAAAGUACAUCAAAAGCGAUGACAGCUACUUCACCAAUGACUUUGAAUGAUAAUUAUUAUGUGUUCUCAAAAUGUACUGCUGGACAAUUUCAGUGUAUUAAUGGGACGUCAAGAGAUGGUGCUUAUUGUGUGAGUCUUUCAUCUAAAUGUGACUCUGAGAAUGAUUGCUCCGACGCCUCUGACGAAAUAAAUUGCGAAAUUGAAGGCUGUCCAGGUAACUUCCAAUGUAAAAGUGGACAAUGUCUUGGGCGUCAUCUUGUUUGCAAUGGAAUUGCAGACUGUGAUGAUGGUAGUGAUGAAGAUAAUUGUCAAAACUGGACCUGCCUGUUUGAUGAAUUUAAAUGUCCAAAUGGAAGAUGUAUUCCAGAUCUGUGGCGAUGUAAUGGACGACCAGAUUGUGAAGACCAUCGUGACGAGUAUUCAUGUUCAAAGAGUUGCAGUAAUGAUGAGUAUCUUUGCCCAAGCGAAAAUUGGUGUGUUCCUCAAACGUGGCGUUGUAAUGGAAUAGAGGAAUGUAUUAAUGGUGAAGACGAAAAACUCUGUGAUUGUGGGUUAGAGCAGUUUAAGUGUGAAACUGGUGGUUGUAUUGCGUUACAACAAGUUUGUGAUGGCAUUAAUCAUUGCCCAGACCAUUCAGAUGAAUGGGAUUGUUUGAUGAUGAAUAUGACAUUAAUAAAAAAUACAACUGAAGAAGACAUUGAGACUCAAAUGCCAGUUGGUCAACCAGUUUUGUUAAAAAUCAAACAUAAUGAUGGUGAUCGUCAUUUAGUAUGCUCUGAUAAUUGGAUGAAAAACCACAGUGAUAUUUACUGUCAAUCUCUUGGUUAUUUUGGUUCUGAAGCUUUUGAAACCAUGAAAUAUGAAAAGAAUGAAAAACAAAUCUUACGUUUGAAAGACAACUACGAUAUUACUCUGAAUCUAGUAGGAAAUUUAGAACUAAGUGAUCGAUGUGAAUCGAAUGAAUUUGUUAAGAUUUCUUGUCAAGAAUUCACCUGUGGAUCAUCAGAAAAUGAAGGACCUACAGCUCGACUAAUAGGUGGUACACCAGCAGGUGAUGGUCAAUGGUCUAGUGUGGCAUUAUUAAAGGAAACGAAAAGCGGGGUUGUAUGCACUGCCAGUGUCCUUGGACCUUUGCAUGCUUUAGCAAGCUAUUCAUGUAUUCACAAACACAGACAAAGUAGUAAUUGGGAAAUGCUAACCGGCCGAGAGCUACAAAAAUCUGUAAAAGUGAAAAAUAUCAUUCCGUACCCACAAGUUAAAUAUAAUCAAUUUUUGUAUAAUGAUGAUAUCGCUUUAAUUCAACUAGAAACUCCUUUAAUAUUAUCACGAAAUUUAAGUGCUAUUUGUUUGCCGAAUCAACAGUUCCAGCCAAGAGCUUUAUGCGUCACUGCUGGCUGGGGCUUUCCAACAAGUGGAGAAGUUAAUUUAAAACUAAAAUUCCUCCCAGUACCAAUUUAUAAUACAGAGAAGUGUAAUGCGACUAGUCAUUAUGCUGGGUUUAUAACUAAAAGUAAUAUUUGUGCUGGAUUUACUGGCACCGACAAAGGAACUUGUUAUAAUGACGAAGGUGCGCCUUUAAUAUGUGCUAGUGAAACUGGACAAUGGGAAUUACAAGGAUUACUCAGUCAUCACAGUAGAUGUUCAAGAGAUCAUCCUGCUAUUUAUUCAAGUCUCACUCCAGUGAUCUCUUGGUUACAACAUUCAGUUCCUGCACUCCAAAUGCGAAUUUAAAAUAAAGCUUUGUGCUUUUUUUUAAUUAAUAUG